AUGAGCUCACAACGUGGCAAUGUUUCUCGCACACGAAAACAGAAAUAUCAGAAUAACAGAGCCUUCAAAAAUGAUAUGCAUGAUAAAUCUGACAAAACAAAACUCAUUAACAACUUGAAUUUUGAAGGCAUUUGUCUACGCUGUAAGGAUAUAAUUCAAUGGAAAAUAAAGUACAAAAAAUACAAACCAUUAUCCCAGCCUGCUACAUGUGUCAGAUGUCACAAGAAAACUGUGAAGAGAGCUUAUUACACAGUGUGUCAGCCUUGUGCAACCCAAGUUAAAGUUUGUGCUAAAUGUAAUACCAAACAAGAUAGUAUAAUACAGGUGGGGCAGAGUGAGGAAGAAAAGAAAGCCCAAGAAGAGCAAUUAAAAUUUGAAGUUCAGCACUUAAAGGAAAGGCAGAGAAGAACUUUAUAUCGACAUAUUGAGAAGGGAGAGAAUCCUGAAGAUGUUCUUGGGGCAACAAAUGAAAUCAACAUGUCGUCAACAUCAAAAAAACAUCAGAACUUUGUCUCCGAGCCAAUGGGGGAGAAGACAGUGUAUGAGCUGGCUGGGAUUGGUGAGGCACUGGGUUCACGCUUGACUGAAAAAAAUUAUGAUAAGGCAUAUGUAGUUCUAGGCCAGUAUCUUCUUUUUAAAAAAGAUGAAAGUCUCUUCAAGGAUUGGUUAAAAGAUAUCUGUGCUGCCAAUUCUAAACAGCAGGAGGAUUGCUAUCAGUGUCUGAAGCAGUGGUGUGAUUCGUUUUUGUGA
Physella acuta is the source of this 750-nucleotide messenger RNA. RefSeq lists its product as uncharacterized. Gene Ontology annotation, molecular function: DNA binding. NCBI's taxonomy places the organism in Eukaryota, Metazoa, Mollusca, Gastropoda, Physidae. The record is from RefSeq and is a predicted model, not a curated record.